This is a messenger RNA of Gigantopelta aegis, 948 nucleotides long. Its product is annotated as universal stress protein Slr1101-like. The transcript has 2 exons. The coding region runs from base 294 to 590 and encodes 98 amino acids. The record is from RefSeq and is a predicted model, not a curated record. Lineage: Eukaryota; Metazoa; Mollusca; Gastropoda; Neomphalida; Peltospiridae.
UUGGGGGUUUAAUAUAUUUUCCGGGACAGCAUGACUCUACCCCCACAAAAAAUUUGAUAAUUGACCCGUAACGUUUUGAGACUAAUAUAGUUUGGGGGUUUUGUAGUUGUUUUGUAGGUUUUUGCGGGAUGUUGCAUAUAAAAGAUCCCUUGGCUUCCUCUCUCUAAGACUAUAAGUCAAAAUUAACAUAUGUUUGACAUCCAAUAGCUCCAAUCAAUGUGCUCUAGCGGUGUCGUUAAACAAAAUAAUGUUAUUUGGGGUUUUUGUUGACAGCCGCUGCCAAGAUUGAGGAGAUGAUCGACGAGGCUAAUGCGAAGUCAGAUCACCUGAAGAGAAAAUUCCUACAAAAGAUCAACGAAAACAACGUGACAGGAGAGUUCGUUGCGCUGGACGAAACCAAGGUGGGUCGAGCAGUCUGUGAAUUCGACAACAAAGUGAACGCCAAUUACAUCGUGACUGGAACUCGAGGACUGGGUAAAGUCCGGAGAACGCUCAUCGGCAGCGUCAGCGACUACAUCAUCCACCACUCCCACUCGCCUGUGGUGGUGUGCCGACCACCUGUACACCAUGACGAUAAACAUCAUCACUGACCAUGGCCUUGACAUCAGUCAUCCAUAUCGCCGCCACUGACCUCUGGUGGCUAAUUUUCUUAUUUGUAUAAUCGGACUUUGUACAAUGUUGAAUGUUUCUAUGGCUACCAGCUCUUCUAAUGUGUUUGUGUAUUUUUUCGAAAUAACUAAUUCCAUAAAAUGUACAAAAGCUAAAUUAAGGAUUUUCAGACAAACAAAAAACGAUAGAAUUUUGAAAAUCUUUACAGAAAUUUAAAGUUUAUUCAGGGCCCUAUCGUUCCAGAAUAAAAUACGAAAAAGGCCCUUUUAAUUGAGUAAAGUGUAUCCUUUUUGGUUCAAAUCGAAAAAGACCCUAUGUAAAGCCCAAAACACACAGCAA